AUGUCAACAAUCGCCAAGUCAAUAAGACGCGUAAUUACCCCAAUUCUGUCAAUUAUUAUAUCUGUUCAAGGAUGUGUUAUGAUCUUCGGGUCCCAAUGUAUCAUUAAACUACUUUAUAGAAACAAUCCUAACAAAAGACAAAGAUACAUAGAUCAUACAGAAACUGCAUUUGUCUCUUUAAUUAUGUCAAUUUUGACAAUCUUUGCUCCUUCAUCUGUUAGAAUUACAACCGAGAAAGAUUCAAUUCCAUCAGGUUCAAUUAUUAAAGAUCCUAAAAAACGUAGAAUUAUUUCUAAAUUGUUACCAAAUUCAGUUAUGAUAGCAAACCAUCAGAUUUAUACAGAUUGGAUAUUUCUUUGGUGGUUAUGUUAUACUUCUGACCUAGCAGGUAAUGUAGUCAUUAUGUUAAAAGAAUCUUUAUCGAAAAUCCCAGUCAUUGGGGGUGGUAUGAAAAAUUAUAACUUUAUUUUUUUGAAGAGACAUUGGGAAAAUGAUAAAGUUACCAUGAAUAAAUAUUUAAAUAAUAUGAACGAAAAUUCAUUUGGUACAGGUCCAAUUGCAAAAGAAGUAAUCAAACAUAAAGAAUGUAAAGAUCAAGAAGUGAUUCGUUGGCCUUAUUGUCUUUUGCUUUUCCCAGAAGGUACUAAUUUAAGUAAAAAUACAAGAUCUAAGAGUGAUCGUUAUGCUAAAAAAAUUGAUAGAAAGGGCUUUGAAUGUUGCCUUCUACCUCAUGCCACAGGGUUAUAUUAUUCAUUAGAAAGUUUGAAACCAAGUUUAGAUGUGGUAUAUGAUGUAACUAUAGGUUAUUCUGGCGUGAAAAAACAUGAGUAUGGUGAAUUAAUUUAUACAAUGAAGAAUAUUUUCCUUGAAGGUAAACCACCAAAAUUGGUUGAUAUCCACAUAAGAGCUUUUAAAUUAAAUGAGAUACCAUUAGAUUCUAUUGAAGAAUUUACAGAAUGGUUAUUCAAAGUUUGGCAAGAAAAAGAUCAAAGAUUGAUAAAGUAUUAUGAAACUGGCCAUUUUGGUUCAGAUCCAUCAUUGAGUGAUCAAAUAAUUGAUGAUUUUAAGAUCAAUAGUUCAGAAGUCGCAAUGGUUAUGAUGUUACCAAUAUGUGGUAUCAUUAUUACUUAUCUAUUCUACAAACUACUUUUCUAA
Molecule: messenger RNA, 1155 nt
Organism: Henningerozyma blattae CBS 6284
Lineage: Eukaryota; Fungi; Ascomycota; Saccharomycetes; Saccharomycetales; Saccharomycetaceae
Product: lysophospholipid acyltransferase family protein
Exons: 1
Coding region: 1-1155 (384 amino acids)
Cellular component (GO): endomembrane system
Molecular function (GO): acyltransferase activity
Source: RefSeq, a predicted model, not a curated record